AUGACAGAUGAAUAUGGAUUUGAAACCAGAUUACGUUAUUUGGAGCAUAUACUUUUAGGACAACAACAACAACAACAAAAAGAUGUUGAUGAAAACAUUUUGAAACGCAUUCAAGCACUUUUAAAAAAUAUGGAUGCAGUUUAUAAAACGAACAAGUCCAUUAAGGACUUUAUUACAAAAUAUGAUAUGCAUGCAAAUAUAUUAAAUCCUUCUAAUUCUUCAUUUGCUUUGGAAAGAGAAGUUUUAGCACCUGAUGUAAAACUUGAGUUGGUACUUUGUGCACAACAAGAUUUAGAAAAGUUUGCAAAUGAAGUUAAACAAGUGAAAGACUUGGAAUAUGUUGUGAGUGGCAAAAGAUUUGAUGUGAUUGAGUCAUUAGCACCACAACUUUCAACGCUAGAAGUUAAACAUGAGAAACAGAUUGAUAAAGUAAAUGAACUGACAAGACAAAUAACAGAUUUUAUGGAAAGAUAUAAUGGAAUGGUGAAUACAUUAUCAGAAAUUUUUAUUUCUUGGGAUCAUAUAUUAACUAAUAUUGAAACACAUGUUAGUACAUUAGAACGAAAUAAUUCUGAAUUGUGA
Cokeromyces recurvatus is the source of this 582-nucleotide messenger RNA. RefSeq lists its product as uncharacterized. Gene Ontology annotation, cellular component: dynactin complex. Gene Ontology annotation, biological process: cytoskeleton-dependent cytokinesis. The coding region runs from base 1 to 582 and encodes 193 amino acids. NCBI's taxonomy places the organism in Eukaryota, Fungi, Mucoromycota, Mucoromycetes, Mucorales, Mucoraceae. The record is from RefSeq and is a predicted model, not a curated record. The transcript is spliced from 4 exons.